Fulvia fulva is the source of this 2109-nucleotide messenger RNA. Its product is annotated as External alternative NAD(P)H-ubiquinone oxidoreductase B1, mitochondrial. Gene Ontology annotation, molecular function: NADH dehydrogenase activity; calcium ion binding. The coding region runs from base 1 to 2109 and encodes 702 amino acids. The record is from RefSeq and is a predicted model, not a curated record. The transcript has 2 exons. NCBI's taxonomy places the organism in Eukaryota, Fungi, Ascomycota, Dothideomycetes, Mycosphaerellales, Mycosphaerellaceae.
AUGCUUCCUACAUGUACGCAGCGAGCCUUGGCCGGCUCUGCUCGCUCGUCUCUCCUUCACGCGCAGAUCCAGCAGGCCACGCGCCAACACAGACCCAAUGCCUUCGCGCAGACGGCACAGGACGCCGCGAAACGAGCGAUGACCACCCAGCCACCACCACCACGACAGAUGCUACGAACAGUACGCCGCAAUGCCCGUCAACAAGCUCCCACCACCAAGUACAUCCACGCGCGAUGGGCGUCAGGUCGGAUCGAGAAGGCGACAGAAACCGUGCAGCCCCGACCACCAUCACGCAUAGUGCAAUUGGCAUACAAACCGGCCGCAGCACUGGGUCUCUUCGUGGCAAUCAGUGGUGGUCUUGUUGUGGCAUUCUUCAUCUUCGAUGCUACCACCUACCGAGAUGGCCCACAGGCCAUCGACAUGUCAGUGUCGGAGCUGGCAUUGAGCCCGCGCAAAGGUGGCCCGAAGAACCUUCCGAUCGCAGAGUACUUCAUCGACGAUGAGGAGGAUCCGGACAUGCUGGAGCAAAAGCACAAGCCGAAAUUGCUCAUCCUGGGCACAGGCUGGGGCAGCAUAGCAAUGCUCAAGCAGCUCAUACCUGGCGAGUACCACGUCACCGUAGUCUCGCCAUCGAACCACUUCCUCUUCACGCCCAUGCUACCUUCCGCGACAGUCGGCACCCUCGAGUUUAGGAGUUUGGUAGAGCCUGUCAGAAAGAUCAUCCGACGCGUCAAGGGACACUUCAUCAAGGCGUCAGCGGUGGAUGUGGACUUUAGUAACAAGCUACUUGAGCUGGAGUCGCAGGAUGCGAAUGGGAACAAACAACGCUUCUACGUGCCCUACGACAAGCUGGUCAUCGGUGUUGGAUCGACCACGAACCCGCAUGGUGUGAAGGGUCUCGAGCAUUGCCACUUCCUCAAGGACAUUAGCGAUGCUCGCAAGAUCCGAAAUAGGGUCAUCCAGAACCUCGAAGUCGCUUCAUUGCCUACCACACCGGACGCCGAGCGAAGAAGGCUGCUGUCUUUCGUUGUGUCUGGCGGUGGUCCAACCGGUGUAGAGUUCGCUGCAGAGCUCUACGACAUGCUGAACGAGGACCUGACCAAGUUCUACCCAAAGCUUCUGCGGAAUGAAAUCUCGGUGCACGUUAUCCAGUCUAGAGGUCACAUCCUGAACACCUACGAUGAAGCGCUCAGCAAGUACGCCGAAGAUCGACUGGCUCACGACAAUGUGGACGUACAGACCAACGCCAGAGUGAAGGAGGUUCGAGAGGACAGCAUCUUGUACACGCAAAAGGACAGCGAAGGCAAAACGAUUACGAAAGAGCUGCCUAUGGGAUUCUGCCUGUGGUCCACAGGUGUCUCACAGACCGAAUUUGCUCAGAACCUGGCCAAGAAGUUCGAUAACCAAAACAAUCGCCACGCCCUCGAGACUGACACCCAUCUUCGACUAGCAGGUGCACCUCUUGGUGACGUCUAUGCCAUUGGCGACUGCAGCACAGUCCAGAACAACGUCUCAGAUCACAUCAUCACAUUCCUCCGCACACUGGCCUGGGAAAAGGGCACGGAGCCCGAGCACAUGACCAUCAGCUACAACCAGUGGUGCGAAGUAGCGAAACGCGUCAAGACCCGCUUCCCCCAAGCCAACGACCACCUCCGCCGUCUCGGCAAACUCUUCGAACAAUACGACAAGGACAAGAGCGGGACCCUAGACUUUGGCGAACUCAGCGAACUCCUCAAGCAAAUCGACAGCAAACUAACCUCCCUCCCGGCAACAGCACAGCGCGCCAACCAGCAGGGUGUCUACCUCGGCCGGAAGUUCAACAAGCUGGCUCAAGCAGAGUAUGGCAUGAAGUUGAAUGAGAUCUAUGAUGGCGAUGUGGAUGAGGCGGCGUAUAAAGCUUUUGACUACAAGCAUAUGGGGAGCUUGGCGUAUAUUGGUAAUGCGGCUAUCUUUGACUUCAAUGGAGUGGGGUGGGGAGGUGGGUUGCUGGCGGUGUAUUUGUGGAGGAGUAUUUACUUUGCGCAGAGCGUGAGUCUGAGGACGAGGAUGUUGCUGGCGAUGGAUUGGAGUAAGAGGGCUCUUUUUGGAAGAGAUAUGAUGAACUACUAG